Malus domestica (apple) is the source of this 2056-nucleotide messenger RNA. Its product is annotated as T-complex protein 1 subunit delta. Gene Ontology annotation, molecular function: ATP-dependent protein folding chaperone; ATP hydrolysis activity; ATP binding. The record is from RefSeq and is a predicted model, not a curated record. Gene Ontology annotation, cellular component: chaperonin-containing T-complex. Lineage: Eukaryota; Viridiplantae; Streptophyta; Magnoliopsida; Rosales; Rosaceae. Gene Ontology annotation, biological process: protein folding.
CUCUCUCUCUCUCUCAUAACCUAAAACCCAACUCCCUCUACUUCUCACUCACUCUAGGGUUUCCAUUCUCUCUCUACCAUUUCAAAAAUUGGAACUCAGAAAAACCCUUUUUCCUUCGCAAGUUAGCGACUUUUACCCCGAUACCCUCCACCGCACUCUGAAAUUUCAGUUAGGGUUAGGGUUCCGCCGAUCCCAGCAUCCAUGGCUUCCCCGGCAGUCAUCUCCCAACCGCGCUCCUCCAAGACCGAGUCUUAUGUCGAUAACAAGCGCAAGGAGGACGUCCGCCAGGCCAACAUCACCGCCGCUCGCGCAGUCGCCGAUGCCGUCCGAACCAGCCUGGGACCCAAGGGCAUGGACAAGAUGAUCUCCACCGCCAACGGCGAGGUUAUCAUCACCAACGACGGCGCCACGAUUCUUAACAAGAUGGAGGUCCUCCAACCGGCCGCCAAGAUGCUUGUCGAGCUUUCCAAGUCCCAGGACGCAGCCGCCGGUGACGGCACCACUACCGUCGUCGUCAUUGCCGGUCUCCUGAAACAGUGCCAGGUCCUUCUGUCCCACGGCAUUCACCCGACUGUGAUCUCCGACUCUCUCUAUAAGGCCUCCACCAAAGCCGUCGACGUCUUGACCGCCAUGGCCGUCCCCGUCGAGCUCACGGACCGUGAUUCGCUUGUCAAGUCUGCAAGCACAUCGCUCAACAGCAAGGUGGUGAGCCAGUACUCGACUCUGCUCGCGCCGAUGGCCGUGGACGCUGUGCUCUCCGUGGUGGACCCCGCGAAGCCAGAGGUGGUGGACCUGAGGGAUAUCAGGAUCGUGAAGAAGCUUGGAGGAACCGUGGACGAUACUGAGACGGUGAAGGGACUUGUUUUCGAUAAGAAGGCGAGCCACGCUGCUGGUGGGCCGACAAGGAUGGAGAACGCCAAGAUUGCUGUGAUUCAGUUCCAGAUUUCGCCUCCAAAAACCGAUAUCGAGCAGAGCAUUGUCGUCUCGGAUUAUACUCAGAUGGAUAGGAUUUUGAAGGAAGAGAGGAAUUACAUUCUGGGUAUGAUUAAGAAGAUCAAGGCGACCGGUUGCAACGUUUUGCUGAUUCAGAAGAGUAUUCUGAGAGAUGCAGUUACUGAUUUGUCCUUGCAUUACUUGGCGAAAGCGAAGAUCUUGGUGAUCAAGGAUGUGGAGAGAGAUGAGAUUGAGUUCAUCACCAAGACUCUGAAUUGCUUGCCCAUUGCGAAUAUCGAGCAUUUCCGGGCAGAGAAAUUGGGUUAUGCUGAUCUGGUUGAGGAGGUUUCACUUGGUGAUGGGAAGAUUGUGAAGAUAACGGGGAUUCAAAACAUGGGUCGGACCACCACUGUGCUGGUUCGCGGGUCAAACCAGCUGGUGCUAGAUGAGGCGGAGCGGAGCCUGCACGAUGCUCUGUGUGUGGUGAGGUGUUUGGUGAGCAAAAGGUUUUUGAUUGCAGGUGGCGGUGCGCCAGAGAUUGAGCUGUCGAGGCAGUUGGGGGCGUGGGCUAAGGUGCUGCAGGGGAUGGAGGGUUAUUGUGUGAAGUCGUUUGCUGAGGCGCUCGAGGUUGUUCCCUAUACGCUGGCUGAGAAUGCCGGGUUGAACCCAAUUUCAAUUGUGACUGAGCUGAGGAACCGGCACGCACAGGGAGAGAUCAACACCGGGAUUAAUGUGAGGAAGGGGCAGAUUACCAACAUCUUGGAGGAGAAUGUGGUGCAGCCAUUGCUCGUCAGCACAAGUGCCAUCACUCUGGCUGCCGAGUGUGUGCGGAUGAUUUUGAAGAUCGAUGACAUAGUUACAGUAAGAUAGAUUUGGAUACAUGAUAUUUUAUCUGUUGCUCAUUCGAGGCGGAUUUCUGUUCCGAAUUUUGGUACUGGUUCUGGAUGUUUACUUUGGAUUUGAACUUUGUUUUCGUGUUUGUUAGCGGAUGUUAUGUAACCUACCUUUGCCCGUUUACAUUCAUCGAAUCUGUUUGUUGUGUUAAGGUUUUCGUGCCAAUAUCGAGUUCCUGCGCACAAAUUAGACUCUAAUUUAUUGAAUUUCAUUGUGCAUUGCUCUGUGA